GGAUGGUGAGGCCAUGAUGGAAGUUGAAAGAUAUGACCUUGAAGAUGGGAUACAGACAAUACCUGAAAGUCCACCUUUGGCAGACAGCAAGACAAGCAUUGCUGAGGUCACAUUUGAGGAAGAAAUAUCAUCUACAACUGACUCUCUAGUAAUUGAAUGUGGUAGUAUAAGAGUUGGCAGCCUGAAAGGAAUAUCUUUAGUACCAGUAAUUAUUUCUACCAAGUAUAUUGAAUUUAAACUUCAAAUAGAAGGGGAGAAAGGUGUACAUUGCAUAAAGUUACAGUCAGAUGAAAUAAUGCAGUGUCUCUAUGGACAGAAGUAUGGUGUGAUAUUUAUAGUAACAAACAUUGAAGCUGGAAUUAAAAUCAGGAGUGUCCUUGGCAUGAAGAAAAAGGUUAAAAGAAAGCCAUACUUAGACCCUCAUGGACCAGUUGGCCAAGGUUUAUUUGUGGCUUUUUUUUUUGCCUAUUCUUGCAAACUACAAUUCGAACAGUUAAAAAGUGUGUUACAAUGCUACAAGAAUUUUACUAAUGAAGAAUUCUUGAUAGAACUUGAUGAACAUUCACAGCAUAAAGUGUUGCUUGAGACAUUGCCAAAUACUGGUCCAGAAAAGAAAGAAUUAGUGAUUUUAAAGGCAUUAACCAGAGCAGCUUCCACAGACUUCAACAACAAUUUUGUCUCCAUGGAAUCAACUCAAACAGCCGUUGAUAUGAACAUGUUUAAACAAGAAAGUGAAAUAAAGGCUUUCUAUGUACCAGUUUGGGGACCAGGUGGUCAUGUUGAUGUACUAUGGCAUCGAGCUAUUGAAUGGUGUACUGACUGUGGACCUUGCUCUGGAAAAUGUAUUGGUUUCUGUUCUGUAAUACUUUUAUUGUUUUGGAUUUUCCUUCUGCAAAAGUCAUAAACAAAAAAAUGGACAGUAUUCAUUGUCAUAUUUUGGUGAAUCUAUAUGUUAUUUUGUAAUUGUAAGG
This is a messenger RNA of Mytilus californianus (California mussel), 971 nucleotides long. RefSeq lists its product as uncharacterized. Lineage: Eukaryota; Metazoa; Mollusca; Bivalvia; Mytilida; Mytilidae. The transcript has 4 exons. Bases 14 to 904 code for a protein of 296 amino acids. The record is from RefSeq and is a predicted model, not a curated record.